This is a messenger RNA of Drosophila subpulchrella, 1232 nucleotides long. RefSeq names its product malate dehydrogenase, cytoplasmic (gene Mdh1). Gene Ontology annotation, molecular function: L-malate dehydrogenase (NAD+) activity. Bases 135 to 1148 code for a protein of 337 amino acids. Lineage: Eukaryota; Metazoa; Arthropoda; Insecta; Diptera; Drosophilidae. Gene Ontology annotation, cellular component: cytosol; mitochondrion. The transcript has 2 exons. Gene Ontology annotation, biological process: malate metabolic process; oxaloacetate metabolic process; tricarboxylic acid cycle. The record is from RefSeq and is a predicted model, not a curated record.
GUCACGGCUACUUUUAACAAGAAAGCAGUGACUUGAAAAUAAUUGUGAAAAGUAACAGGUUACCUCUUGGCGAUCCCUAUUUACGUUUUUACUUGAAGUUCGUCCGUGGAGCGUUGCACCUGUGAAAUUAUAAAAUGGCUGAACCAAUUCGAGUUGUGGUUACCGGGGCUGCUGGCCAAAUCGCCUACUCCCUGCUGUACAUGAUCGCGCGCGGCGAGGUGUUCGGCAAGGACCAGCCCAUUGUUUUGCACCUGCUCGACAUUCCGCCCAUGGUCGGUGUCCUCGAGGGCGUGGUUAUGGAACUGGCCGACUGUGCCCUGCCUCUGCUGGUCGAGGUGGUGCCCACCACCGACCCGGCUGUUGGAUUCAAGGAUGUCUCUGCCGCCUUCCUCGUGGGCGCCAUGCCCCGCAAGGAGGGAAUGGAGCGCAAGGACUUGCUUUCCGCCAACGUGAAGAUCUUCAGGACCCAGGGCGAGGCUCUGGAUAAGUUCGCCAAGAAGGACGUGAAGGUGCUGGUUGUGGGCAACCCUGCCAACACCAAUGCCCUGGUCUGCUCCUCCUACGCGCCAUCUAUUCCGCGCGAGAACUUCUCCGCCAUGACCCGCUUGGAUCAGAACCGCGCCACCUCCCAGAUCGCCGCCAAGGUGGGCGUGCCCAUUUCCGCUGUUAGCAACAUCAUCAUCUGGGGCAACCACUCCUCCACUCAGUAUCCCGAUGCUGGCCAGGGCAAGGUGACCGUCAAUGGAGCCUCCAAGUCCGUGGUGGAGGCGGUUAACGACACCGCAUAUCUGCAGGGAUCCUUUGUAGAAACCGUUCAGAAGCGCGGAGCAGCGGUCAUCGCGGCCCGCAAAAUGUCCUCUGCCAUGUCGGCAGCAAAGGCCGCCUGCGACCACAUGCACGACUGGUGGAACGGCACGGCUCCCGGCCAGUUCGUCUCCAUGGGUGUUUUCUCCGACGGCAGCUACGACUCGCCCAAGGACGUGAUCUUCUCGUUCCCCGUCGAGAUCAAGAAUAAGCAAUGGAAAAUCGUCUCUGGCCUGACCCUCAGCGAUUUCGCCAAGAAUAAGUUAAGCGUUACCGGCAAGGAACUCCAGGAGGAGAAGGACGAGGCUCUCUCCGUUCUGGACUCGAGUGUGUCCAACUUGUAAUGCGACAUUAAACGUUAAUUACUAACUUCAUAGUUGUGCAUUUAGGAACCAAGUUCAUGGCAAUAAAAAAAUUUGUAAAUAACU